UUUCACAUACACACAGAAGUUGUUAUUGAAUAGCACGAGAAAUAUCGUGGGCUGACUAUGAAUGCCAUUAUGAGAUAUGUAUUCAUUGAUUUCUGUUCAUAUACUCUUAGAUAGGAGACGAAACUAGACGUAUUAACUAUUAGGCCUAGGUGGAAGGCUUUACUUUCCAAGAUGGCGAACAUUAAAGCCGAGCGAAAAGUGAUAUUUUCGGGAAUAUGGCGCUCGUCCCCGAGUGCUGAUGUGGAUCGGCAGUUAAGGAUUAUAGGGGAGGAAUUUCAAAAGAAGCCUGGAUUGCCUGCGUCGUUACAAUUGACAUCUAACGGUGUGGAGUUACAUAUUAUAAGUGACAAUGGACUAGCAGGUAAAAAUAAAAUCGUCGAUAUGUGUGAUAUUUUUGAUGUAACGGUAAACAAGUAUCAUCCACUGUGUUUAAUGGUAGUGUAUGCUGACUCGAAACGUGUAUACAAUUUUAUGGUGUGUUUGUGCGAAAGGGAAGGGGAUGGCGUAGAAUUGUCUAAAAGUUUUAGAGAUUGUAAAAAUGCUUUAAAUAAACCGAACUGGGUUUUAAAACCCAAAUCAAUGUCGAACAAUAACGAAGGCGAAUCCGCGAGCAUAACAUCGAGAGAAAAGGGUGACGGUGCUGAACAUGAUGAAGCUGGAGCAGUAAAAAUAAGUGACAACGAUCAGGAGGACGUACUGGUCACGAGUAUCGAUUCCUCGGGAUUUCAUUCCGUCACAAUUCCAGAUGACGUUUCCAGGGACGAUGAAGAAGAUCAGUCUAAAGCAUCCAGCAGUAGACAUGCGGAUUUUGACGGAGAUUCGUUAGUGUCCAUUGAAUCUUAUAAUUCUAUGAAGGACGACUUACUGGCUUUGUCCCAAGAGGUACGAAAUAUCAAACUAUUACUGCAACAACAAGGAAUUGAUCCAGAAAUUCUCAAACAGCGGGGAGCUCAUUAUAAUGGCGACGGCCAGACAUCCCCUACUAGUCCUAAAUCAAAUGGCGCUGAUCGUAAAGUAAAUUUUGCCGUGGGACAGGAAAGUCAAAGGAAGCCUCACUACGUUAAAAACCCUAACGCUCCAGGGUCUACCUUGACGAAGGGGAGCAAGGGUCCGGUUAAACCCCAUUACUACCGAACAAGUUCCUCGGGAGCCAGUGGCAAUUCUGUAUCCCCGGGAUUUACAGGCGCCAAUGACGUUUUCGACUUCCCUGCUUCAGCCUCAGCUAACCCAUCAUCAGGGGUAGGAUACGUAUCCCAAUCCCAACGAAAGGGAUCGCAAUCCGGCCUCACCACAACAGUACAAAGACCCAUCGAACGAGUCUACACUCUACAACCCCGACAGUCUCAUUCUACCAGACGUAAAAUAAUUGUUCAUCCCGGUCAGUCGUCAACGUUACCAGCCAUGAGAGGACACACCGACACGGGGAAACCACUAACGCCCAUACUUAAAAACGGCCACCCAUGACAGAAGCAACAAAUCGGAUCUGUAUAAUACUCCCAUAUAUUGCCUCAGCUUUGAUUCAAGACUUUUAAAAUCAAACUUUUAAGAAUGUCUGCACAGUGAGAAAGAUGUCUUACUGUAAAAUGCAUUUGGAGCGUCUGCAAUAUUAUCUAAAACUUAUGUUUAUUUUGAAUCUCCGCCAUUCGUGUGGUUGUGCUUAACAUGCCAAGGUUUCACUACUGGAUUAAUUUCGAAAGGAUUACUAUUAUCAAUUUCUAUUGCUAUAAAACUAAGUUACACAAGGAAGGGAGUAUAAUGUCAAUACGACACACUCAGCCAGCUCAAUAUGGAUGGGUUUAACUUUGCUUUCAAGCAGGCGAAUAUCAAAAAUUCAUUUGAAGGAAGAAUUCGAUAUAAAAAUUUGUAAACGCCGUUGGGAAUUAUUACUAUUCCAUUUGAUGGCAAUUCGGUACCUGGAUGUAUUUUGAUUCAGUGGUGUGUUUUGAAUUAAAUACCCAAAAUAGUGCUGUGGUUGGAACUGAGCUCCCAUGAUCUCCUGUAGCACGAAUUUAAUUUAAAUAUUAUAUACCACUGCAUACCCAAUGCUUUUGGCCAUGUUAACUAGACGCUUUGUUUUUACCUACUUUCAAUUUUAUAUGGGACUCUAUAUUUUAUAUGGGACUCUAUAUUUUUCAACACAAAAUAUACCAGAAUCUCUCUCAAAACCAGUAAACACAUUAACACUAUUACGCCUUUCAAAAAGGGUGUUCAAACAAGACCACUCCUGAAUAAACACAACUGUUUAAUUAUUAAAUAUUCAUAGCUGUGAAACAUGUGUGAUAAUUGUUUAGUUAUAAGUAGGUGCGCUGUGGUUGAUUUUAGCAUCUAUGGAAAUUGAAAAACUUUUUUUUGUCAUUGUAAAACGUUCGUCUAUUUCAGUUCGCACUUUGUUGAAAGUAUAAUCACUGUUCGAUAAUAAUUGGAUUAUGCCAUACUUUUCUGCGGAUGUGCGUUGUAUUUUGGAACACUGGACUACUUGUAUAAGACUAUAAGGAUUUUUAUAUAUAAUAAUCGAAUAUAUAUAUAUAUAUAUCGUUACUCUGUAUAUUAUGUAAAUAUAGAAACUCAUCACUAAUGGCGUCUGGAUAUUAAUAGGAGGAGAAGGUGUACAGAGAAAAUAAGACUUUAUAAAUAAGUUAUAUAUAUACUAACAUGUGCCUAGACAUAUUAAUACAUGAUAUUUUAUUGAUAGUUCUAUGGUCAAUCAUUUAUAACCCUACUAUCCCCUGCAUCAACUUCAUCUAUAGUUUAAGUUUGUUAUAUUUAAUAUAGGUAGCAUAUCUACAACAGAUAUAUUUAAUGGGUUAGGGUUAGGGUUAGCUUUAAGAAUUUGGGGGAGAGGUCAAGUCUCCACAUAAGCACUAACCUAGGAUGAUGUAAAUUUGGUUCGUGAUAUUUCCUAGUUUUAUUAAAAAUAAAUGUAAUACAUUAGAUUAAUAUACAAAGUUGGUUUCACUGUUUUUGGUGUUGGUGGCGCUGAUGGUCAUGUGACAUAAAUAUUUUAAUACUGACAAUAUCCAAUGAUAUCAUAAAUGUUAAAAAAUAUUAUAAAACAGAAAAAAUAUUAUGA
Patella vulgata (common limpet) is the source of this 3070-nucleotide messenger RNA. RefSeq lists its product as uncharacterized. The transcript has a single exon. The record is from RefSeq and is a predicted model, not a curated record. The coding region runs from base 172 to 1464 and encodes 430 amino acids. NCBI's taxonomy places the organism in Eukaryota, Metazoa, Mollusca, Gastropoda, Patellidae.